Molecule: messenger RNA, 2661 nt
Organism: Acanthosepion pharaonis
Lineage: Eukaryota; Metazoa; Mollusca; Cephalopoda; Sepiida; Sepiidae
Source: the annotation of a GenBank genome assembly
AUGUUACGUUUUUAUCUAUCUAUUUCUUUCCGGGUUUUUUUUAAGAGAAAUCUGAAGAUAAGAGCAAGCCCAUCAUCUGCUGCGUUUCCAAGAAUUAGUACAGCAGAAAUUACGAAUGGAAUUACUGGAGCUUGUGUGUGGAAAGAGCUCGGUAAUUUGGUUCGCGAAUACACAGUGAAAUACACAACUCUUAACGUCAUUUCCGGUCCGAUAUUUAAGGAUGGAUUGGAUAACGCCAAAAGGUUGCAUUCCGUCAACUGCAGCGUUCCGAUACCGACUCACUUUUACGUCAUCCUUUCAAAGCUUUCAUCAGCCGACAUGUCAAUACCCGCUGAAGUAUUACCAAUUAUCCUACCACAUGUAGAAAAAGAUCAAAACUGCUUGAAACCUAAGGACUAUUUCUUUGAUCACACAGCCCGUAUCAGAGAUAUCGAACUGCUAACGGGUUUAACUUUCAUGACUGAUAUACCUUGGGAAAAAUCAAUAAAAAUCAGGACUUACCUCCCCUUGGAAAUGUGGGAAAGUUUACGUCCCUCAUCAUGGAUGAAACUCCAACAUUGUGUGAAUCUUGACAAGGCUUGUAAAAAUGCGAGUAGGCCUGUGCUGCUCAUAUCUUUGGACGGCUUCCGCGCUGAUUACACCAAUUAUGAGGUUACUCCUGUCAUCAACCGCUUACGAGAGUGCGGAAUUCAGACGUCUUUUAUGCGCUCCUCCUUUCCGUCUAAGACUUUUCCAAACCAUUAUACCAUUGCAACAGGUUUAUAUCCAGAGUCACACGGCAUUGUAGGUAAUUAUAUGUAUGACAUGGAAAAGAACGAUGUAUUCAAGAUGUCAACAACGGACCCCUACUGGUGGGGUGGAGAGACGAUUUGGAAAACUCUUAGCAAGGCUGGUAAAGAAUCCGGGUCGUAUUUCUUCGUUGGUUCCAGCAUUUCAGGAGUGAAUGCUACGUAUUUCUAUCCCUAUUCUGGUAAAACAUCAUAUGAAGAUCGCAUUGACCAAGCUGUUGCAUGGAUUAGGCAAGGCUUACCUUUUGUCUCUAUCUAUUUCGAAGAACCAGAUAGCACAGGACAUCGUGAAGGUCCAUCGUCAAAACAGAUCCUCAACACUUUGCGUCUUGUCGACUCUUAUAUCGGUCAACUCAUGAAUAAACUGUACGAAGAGAAUAUGCAUAACUGCGUCAACAUCAUUAUUGUGGCCGAUCACGGUAUGACGGAUGUUAAUUGUGAACGGAGCGUUGUAUUAUGGGAUAUUAUUGACAAAGAGACGGCCACAAAGGAUAUGUUCGUGUAUAGUGAUGGACGGGUAACAAACAAAUACUGGCAAGAAGGAAAGACUUUCAAGCGGUUUUCCAAUGGAUCAUAUGCUAUUACCGUCCCAGAACUCACGUCCAAGCUUGAAUGCAGUAGUCGGCAUAUGAAAGUGUUCCAGAAAGAAUUCUUACCCAAAAGACUUCACUACACCAAGCACAAAAGGAUAGGAGAUAUCCAACUACUUAUCAACGACACAUGGUACUUACAAAGGAAGAACUUGUAUUGUGGCGGAAGAGGAAGCCAUGGAUACGACAACCGUUUCAAAAGUAUGAAUGCUUUGUUUCUUGCCUACGGUCCUGAUUUCAAACAGCAAUUACACACCGAGCCUUUCCAAAAUAUAGAAAUUUAUAAUUUGUUUACAGACUUGCUGAACAUCCCGGGUGCCCCAAACAACGGAACAGAAGGUCGUCUGCAUAGAUUACUAAGAAGACCACCACCGGAAACAUUACGACAAUCAGUCGGUCAAUAUAAAAACGUUAGCUUUAAUAUGAACUUUGAUGACUUGGCACUUUUCCUAAAAAAACACAGAUGUUUGAAUUUUACUCCAACAAAUAAAGAGGUCAGCUUGAUCUACACCUCGAUGGUCAAUUCGAACAAGAAAUUUCAAGAGAUUUCCUUUGGAUUACCUCUCCUGAAAAAUAAUGUUUCCAUACAAAUGUUGAAACAUAAGGCUUAUCUCACGGCUUAUGAUACCAACCGAAAACGGCUUUUAUUCAUUGCAGCUACAAGGAAGUCUUCCCAGCCGUUCGCCAACUUCUCAGACGCCGGAAAUGGUUGCAUAGUUGAUCCCAGAGUGCAUUUCGAUCAAAUGAAAUACGACCAAACUGAAAACAAUUAUACCUGGUUGAAUCUUACUCCGGCAGAUUUUGCCGAUGAUGAAGAAAAAAUCACUUCUUUUUUAUCCACCAAUUUCAUUCGCGUUGCAAAAGCUUUUAAAGAAGAUUUAUGGAUUGAAGCAUUAAAUGUGGUACAGAAAUGGCGGACUUCGUUUUCUAUGUUCACUUGGUUCGUUGGACCCAUUUAUGAUUACAACUUGGAUGGUCUGGCUGAUGACGAUGACACAAUAAAAAGGUUCACCAAUGAAAGCUUGCCGACUAAUGUCUUCUUUGUGCUUGUGGGUUGCCAGAACACAGGCGAGAUAGAAGCAACGACUGCUUAUAUUUUACCUAGCAACCAGCAACAUUUUCCUAAAUGUCGGAAAAUGUCUCAAAUGCUGCGAGAUCACCAAGCGCGUGUGCGAGAUGUAGAGCUGUUGACCAAUUUGGAAUUCUAUCCCAAAGAGCCCUUCCAAAAAGCUGUUAUUCAUAGAACAUCAAUGAUCGACGUAAAACUACCACUAAAAGAUUAG